AUGGAAACAGAGGAGGGAGACAUCCUAGCGGAUGUAGGGCCUGACGUGCCUGUUAAUGGGGGUGGAGGAAAGGGGGAUCGGGAGGAAGAAAGCGGAAUUGGUGCUAUUAACGAGGUUUUUUUCCAGGUUAACCAGAUCAACCCCAUUGAUGACGUAAGCGCUUUAGCCAGUCCAGGGAAAACCCCCCACGGGGAGGAGAUAAGUGGGGAAAAUGGCACCACCCCGACGGGAGGAAUAAAAAUUGGCAUCAACAAAAAGGACUACGAUUUGUACAUUAGUCAGAUGAAGGAUAAAGGCGCGAAAGAUGUAGCAAAAAAUAACGGAGGGGAAAUGAGGAGGAACAACGAUGAAGGCAAAAACAACGAAUGCGACUCCUACUAUUAUGAUGAGAAACACUUGGACGGGAACACCACGGAGUUUUUGGACGAUGGAGACGCAAGUAACAAAAGAACAAUCAACACCAUUAUAAGUAGGAUGGACAGUGACCUCACCAACACGGAGGAUGCGCUGAGCAAAGUAAACGACAACAGUACCACCUACAUGAGCAAUGAAAACAACAUAUGUUUCCUAAACAAUGAAGCAGACAUUACUGACCACAGCAACUACAACCCUCAUUUCCAGUUCGAUGAGAUGGUGGAUCCAACCGAUAAGCCGAACUAUUUAGAGAAUUGCGACCACCUUAAUUUUUUUAAAAAUGGGGAGACAGACGAGAUGGGGUUAAAGAAUGGGGGGGAGUGCAAAGCCGACCAGGAGAGUGCCUUCCACGAGGAUGGAAGCGAGCAUAAAUGCGGCAACUUGGUGGAGGAAAUUUUCACCCCCGAAAUGAACAACCCAAUGCCUCUAAACAUCGAUCAACCCUUUGGUGGAAACGAACAGGAAAGCGAAGAGGACAAAUUGCUUAACCGAGUGAACCCCAAUUUUUGUGAUCAGCCCCACCUGAGCGAACUACAGGAAGUAGUGCACAACGACUACGCCUUUUUGGAAAAUGAAGAAAUAACAAGUAAGUUAAGUACAUUUUGCAGUAAAAUUCAGAAUGAUGGAGAGGCGACCUCCGGAAAGAGUCCACUCUACCAACCUGACGACCAAGUAACAAUCGAACCGGAGGAUAAUCUACAGGACAAGGCAGCUUUGUUAGCCACUUCCCACUUGUAUGAACAGAAGGAUUCACACCAGAGUGACCCUUCAGCGGGGGGCCAUAUGUACCUUGAUCGGGGAAAUGAACAGGAAGAGGAAGACGGAGAAGAGUAUGAACUGUUAAAUCACCUUAGGGAAAAAAACAAAAAUAAGAGGAAAGAGAACGACGAAGAAGAAAUGCAUAAUGAUUCUAAGGGUAAAGAAUUUCUCUUCCAAGAGGAGAAGAAUAAUGUGGACGUGAGUACAGAUUAUCCCCAUCUGUAUGAGGAGUGUCUACGCAUGAGCGAUGGGGAGGACCCCAGCGGGUGCACCAUUCGUCGGAUAAGAGACAGCAAUGGCAGCAAUGUGGCUUGUUCCAGUGGUGAGACACUUUCAUCGAAUGUGGCUUUGAACAGCGGUGGAGAGAAAGACGCAGAAAAUCAUGGCCGCCAGGAGGAAACCCCACCACAGGAGGGGGUACAAACAGAUCAUCUGUACGACCAAACAUUUGGAGCGGUCAAAAAGGUGGGCAGAAGGGCAGGGAGGAAGAGUAAAAAUAGUGCCAAUAAGUCUGGAGAGUUGAACGGUGAUACGAGGGGGAGAGGACGAUUCAGUUUGAAGCCCUCUGAUGGAUGUGACGUCGAUGCUACAGGAGACUGCGAACCGGAUGAAGACCACAUGGAUGACCCAAACCGUGAUUAUUCGAAAGAGAACAUAGAAGAGGAACAGUCAAAUGGUAACGAUGGAGGAAGAGCAAAGCAUGGAAGUACGAAUGGAACCUACGCGAGGAGGCCCCUCAGAAAUGCUGCCAAGAAAUGCAUUAACUUAUGGUCUGAGGAGUUAAAGAAGAAAAGCGAAAAGCAUAAUGCCGCACUGGAGAGGAGCAAAAAUAUGAGUGACCAAAGAAAGGAAGAGAGGGCCCUUCGGAGAAAAGAGAAGGUAAUAAAAAAUGGAGCUAAGGUAAUGCUCAGGGGAGGAUUGGCGAAAGGAUACGGUGGAAGAGGUUGGGCCAGAGGGGAAACCAAAAGGGAGACGAAGUUUGACCAGGACGAUUCGAACGGAAUUUAUCCUGCAGAGGGAGAAGAAGCAAAGUAUGAGCAGGAGGAAGAAGUGGCAGAAGAGGGAGCCGAGGGUGGGGAAGGCGUCGAAGGAGUGAACGGAAAAGUGUACAGCGAAGAAGGACAGGAAGGUACUCACCGACGGGCAAGGGGGCGACCACCCCAACGAACAGGGAGCCAUACCGAUCCGAAGGUACGAGAAAGGAACCAAGGAAAUGAAGCUUACGGGAGUGGCCAAAUCAAGUCUGAUCAACUAGCCAAUGAUGCCAACGAAAGAGGAACAAAAGGAGGAAGGAAAAAAAACGACUUGUCGUCUUUAGGACAGGACCAGGAGAACAUUCCCAUCCUUUUUAAUGACUCCAUGGAUGAAAGAGAGAUGUUUAAAUAUCUAGACCUGUUGCGCCACUUACCAAGUAAGAAGGGAGGUGCACAGUAUAAGCUGCAUAAGGCUAUAUUAACAGAGGAAAUGGUUCGGAGGGCAAAAAAGUUCCCACUCGUUCAGGGAGUAUACUUUGAUAGGUACCAGCAAAGAUGGAGUGUUAACUGGAAUGAGGAUGGAAAGAGAGUGGCAAAAUAUUUUCCUAUUAAAUUAUUUGGGUUCGACUAUGCACGGAGGUUAGCCAUUUAUUGUAAAAAUUACCAGAAGAUUCCUGAGGAGGCACUCAUAUUUGAGCAGGCCUACCGGGCAAGCCAGCAGAGCAACAAACACAGGAAUGAUCAUUCGGAGGGCGUAAACGGUGUGACUAGAGGUGGAAUCAACGUUGGGGUGACGGAAAAUGGAAGUGGAAACGGAAGCGGGAAUGCCAGUGCGAAUGGUAGCAUCAAUGGAGGAGGAAAGCUCAGACGAGGGGGACCCAAGAGAGGCUACAAAAAGAGGGGCCUCCGAAAGCAGGACAAUUCGAAUGAAGACAAGUCUACCAGCGGAUAUGGGAAGAGGAGGAAAAAUAUUAAAACCUACCAAAGUGGGGAGAUGGACAGCACAAUGGAUGGAAGCGGCAACCUUGGCCCAGGACAGAUAUCAUCCACGAGUAACUAUCCCCUGUGUAGCAAUUACUCUGGUAGUGCCAAUAGUGGCACCAAUAGCAGUGAGAGGAAGGAUUCCAAUUACAGAAGCGACGGCGGCGCCAAGAUGUCUUCCUACUUUCCCGGUGGUAGCCUGCCCGGUUCGCAAAAAGUUGGGGAGAAUUACUCCAGCGGGUUGAAUCGUCAAUACAGUCAGAAUAAUCAGCAUACCCUGCAUAGCAUUUGGGGGGUCUUGGAAAUACUAACCCGACAUCCGCAUCAAACGAUGGUGAUCAAGACAAACAAUGGUAGGAGCGCCAAUCAAGCAGGUGAAGAGUCGAAUAGUGUGAACCCCAGCACCGGACACGUGAAGAAAGAACAGAAGAACAGCACAGGUACAGAUGCCAAUGCUGAUCGAACCGACAUGGAGAACAUGAUGCGGGUGAGACAGAGGAUGAUGAUGCUUGAGCAGGGAAAAGCAGCGAAUGCGAACAAGUACAUGCCUUUUGGAAAUGCCACGGUGGGAUACCCCAUCGGAGAGUCCAGUAACGAAAUGAGACGCUUCGGAAGUGGAGAUAUUCAUUUGGAUGGGGAGAAGAACAACAGUUGUAUGCACAACAUGGUUAGUAGCGUAGGUCCUGUAAAUAGCAACAAUCCGUUACCCAUGUCGACCCAUUUUAAUCACCCCAAUGGUGCAAACGAUGCGGUUGAAAAUGGUAGGGAAUUUAGCAGCGGUAAUUUGCCUCAUAUGAUGAGGAAGAAUUCGACUGUAGAGAAAGGUGAAAAAAAAAGAGGAAGAAAAAAAGGGCAAUUAAAAAAGAACCAUUUUGUAUGCACAUCCACAGGGACGUCCUCCUUUAAGUCAUCCUCCUCUCACAUUUCGUCCACCUCGUCGUGCUAUAAAAACGUGGAAAUGUAUUUGUCCUCCAAUGGGCCGUUACAUGACAUGGGGGAGGCGCACAGAUGGAGAAAAGGAGACCCCACCUCGGAUGUACCAAACAUGGCAGACGUAGCAGACGCCGCACGUGCUUCCAGUUAUAAUGAUGAAAGGGGUAGUUACUAUACAACGAACGGGGAGGCAGAAAAGGGAGAUGUACCAACCCUUCAGGGGGUUCAGGAAGAUAAGAUCAGUACUGCCAACAUGAUGGAAAACAGGGGUGAUGACAAUAGUGAGAGGUUCUACCUGCAUGCGGGAAGAGAACCAUCUGGAAUGGAAGAAGAGCCCGACGAAAUCGAUGAUGACGAAGAGGAGGAAGACGAAGCUGACGACGACGCAGAUGAAGGAGAAGAUGUGAACCCCGGUGAGUACGCUCCAAGAGGGAGAGGCAUAAUUAGACAUGCAGUUAGAAAUAUAAUGCCAAACGAAGACAACAUCGACAAGGGGGUAACCCAUUUGAACUCUGUUGAUGGAGUAUCUGAGGUUGCAGGCGAUGACGUAGGGAGAAGCAUAUUCCCCCAUGGUGUAGUCACCAGCACAGUGGUGGAUGGAGACCAGACAGAAGCACAGAUAGAGAAUGACGGCAACGAAAUGGAAGAUAUACGCAACAUAAGCAAGUACAGUGAAAUAGUGAACAGACUGGAUAACUACAACCUGAUCAGUAGAAUGAACCAGGUGGGAGUAAAAGUGGAGGGAGAAUUGAUUCACUUGGGGGGGGUACAUCUCAAGAGGGAGAAUACGGAGGGUGCCAGUAAGGACAGCAUCAAGGAGGAAAUUAACGACAUAAGGGAGGAAGACACCAUGGGAGAAAUGGCCCCUGACGCUAAUAUUAUGAACGAGGGGGAUGUGCCCAAUGAGGACAUCCUCAACGGGGGAGAGCUCACCCAGGAAAAUAACGAAGACGACAUAAACUCGAGAAUAGUAGGAGUCCAUUACGACAGAAAGCAGUACAGGUGGAAGGCCACAUGGUAUACAUCUCACGGAAGGAGGUGCGCCAAGUACUACCCCAUAAAACAGUACGGCUACUUGGAAGCGAAGAAAAUGGCCAUAGAAUGUAGGAGGGCAUACAACGCGUAUAAGAAAUUAAAGAAGGAUCCAGAAAAUGGCAUCGAAGAAGGAGAGUUCAACUUUGAUAGCACCAUUUUCCCCAAGGAGUACUAUAUAACUCUAUUCGAAAAUGAUGAAAAGAAGGAUGGCUACUUUUGGAACCCUAAGAAGAACAAAAAGACGGGGAAAAAGAGCCCCUUUUUGGAUAACAACGAAAAGCAGAGAAGGCACUACAAUGAGGCGUUGAAAAAAAUUACCAACAUCAAGUAUAAGGAUCUUUCCCAAUUGAAUGAAUUUAUGGUGAGGAAAAAUGACGGCGAAGCGUCUACUUAUGCGUCCAUGGGGACGGUGGUGGACCCUGUGGAGGGUUGCAAUGUGUUUACACUUCCACUGCACCAACAGGAGGAGGACGAGGACUACUCCGUCGCGCAGUUGGAAAUGGCGGGAAUGGGGGCGUACCCAGGUGGAUCAUACCUGAGUGAAGGGUUUCAGGCGUCACAACCCCCCCUUGCAAUGACAACCCCAGAGGUAGAUUCCACGGCCCCCAUCCCCGUGAGAAAUGUUGACGGUGCCACCCCUCCCAUCAUGGAGAAUGAGCAAAACGAGGAAUGGAGCACUCUACAAGGAGUAUACAAUGAGGGGGGAAUUUUCCAGGACAGUUGUUGCAAUGUCAUGAAUGAAGAGGGACAACAAGUGGCGUCAAACGGAUGCUCUGCGCAAAACGUGUCGUCCCUUCUUUCGUUGUACUACCUCUCAGAAAACAUCCUCAAAUUUCAGAAGGGAACCAUCAAAUGUAUUCUACAAGAUUUGAGAGACAACUGCUUAUCCAAUCUGGCCUACGAUAUUAAGAACAUAACUUUUCAGGAGUAUUACAUGGCUAUACAUUACCUGAACAGAUAUGUGGAAGACUCCAACUGCUACGAUGAUAUAUUUUUUCUGUUGAAAAUUUUAGCCAAAAAUUUAGAAAUACGAAAGAUACCUAGUUUGUAUAAUGAAGAGGAACAGAAGGAGUUGCUAAACUCGUUGACCGUUAUCACCAAGCAGAUGAAAAGUGGGUAUUCGUACUUCACCCCCGACCCUGUGAGGAGUAGUCCCAGUGAAGGGGGGGAAACGGCAGCUGGAAUGUCGCCGUCCGACCGGUUUUCCUCCAUCAUAUUUCAGUAG
Molecule: messenger RNA, 6321 nt
Organism: Plasmodium coatneyi
Lineage: Eukaryota; Apicomplexa; Aconoidasida; Haemosporida; Plasmodiidae
Exons: 2
Coding region: 1-6321 (2106 amino acids)
Biological process (GO): regulation of DNA-templated transcription
Molecular function (GO): DNA-binding transcription factor activity
Source: RefSeq, a predicted model, not a curated record